CGAUGUCCAUUUCUGAUGGCUGCACAAGAAAGAGCAUAUGACAAAAUCAUAUAAUCAGUCUCUUUAUAUGAACUACUAUACAAUGCAAUGACAGCUUUUUACCUGUCGAUAAGAAUAGAAAGAUAGAACACGUUGUGUUGGUUAAACUCUAUUGUACUACCUCUAUGCAGAUUGGAGUAACAGUCUUCCCUCUCCCCUCCCUCCCUUGUGUUAUGUGUGUACCCUGUUUUGUACCUUGUGCUGGUCAGUUAUUUUGGUGCAAUGACAAAUUAAACAGAAUUAGAGCGAUUCAGGAGGACUCUUCCACCGGACAGUCCGAUCACACCGGAUUUCUGCGGAGAUCUUCAUUUAUGUGAUGAAGUAACAGGCUGUGCUAGAAUGUCAAACUUUGCGACCUGCGUCUGAUGAGACGAGGACAAUAACUCGCUGAGAAAAAGGUUUCAAAAACUGUGGAUUUCACUUGAACAUCAACAUGAAGUUCGCCCAGAUCAUGCUGAAGAACAGCUCAAAGCUGAACAUACCUAAACAAGUGGACAGAUUUUCAAAGUACUCUCCGUCCCCGCUGUCAAUGAAGCAGUUCAUUGACUUUGGAUCAGCCAAUGCCUGUGAAAAGACCUCCUUCAUGUUUUUAAGGCAAGAGCUUCCUGUCCGUUUAGCCAACAUCAUGAAGGAGAUCGACUUCCUCCCAGACAAACUGCUCGGCACUCCUUCACUGAAGCUGCUUCAUAGCUGGUAUGCGCAGAGUUUGAUGGAGCUUGUUGACUUUUUGGAGAAAGACCCUGAUGAUAAAAAAAUCCUAACUAAAUUCACAGAAACACUGAUCAAUGUCAGGAACAGGCACAACAAUGUGGUGCCCACCAUGGCGCAGGGAGUGCUGGAGUACAAGGAGGCCUUUGGCGUGGAUCCCGUGACCAAUCAGAACGUCCAGUAUUUUUUGGACCGCUUCUACAUGAGCCGAAUCUCCACACGCAUGCUGAUGAAUCAGCACUCGUUAAUCUUCGAUGGCAGCACCAAUCCAGCCCACCCCAAACACAUUGGCAGUAUCGACCCAAACUGUGACGUUGUGGAGGUUGUAAAAGAUGCCUAUGAGAGUGCCAAGAUGCUGUGUGAUCAGUACUACUUGACCUCUCCCGAAGUGGAAAUCAAACAAGUCAACUUUAAAGGAUCCAGUGACCGUAUACAUAUAGUUUAUGUGCCUUCUCAUCUGUACCACAUGCUCUUUGAGCUCUUCAAGAAUGCAAUGAGAGCAACUGUGGAAACCCAUGAGACCAGCCUACAUCUACCACCAAUCAAAGUGAGAGUUUCUCUAGGGAGUGAAGAUCUGACCAUCAAGAUGUCUGACAGAGGAGGUGGAGUUCCUUUGAGAAAAAUCGAAAGGCUUUUCAGCUACAUGUAUUCAACUGCACCGAGUCCUGUGGCUGAAAACAGCCGUAAUGCUCCCCUGGUAAGAACCUAG
This is a messenger RNA of Sinocyclocheilus grahami, 1456 nucleotides long. RefSeq names its product pyruvate dehydrogenase kinase, isozyme 4 (gene pdk4). Gene Ontology annotation, cellular component: mitochondrion. The coding region runs from base 473 to 1456 and encodes 327 amino acids. Gene Ontology annotation, biological process: protein phosphorylation; regulation of glucose metabolic process. The record is from RefSeq and is a predicted model, not a curated record. Lineage: Eukaryota; Metazoa; Chordata; Actinopteri; Cypriniformes; Cyprinidae. The transcript has 9 exons. Gene Ontology annotation, molecular function: pyruvate dehydrogenase (acetyl-transferring) kinase activity.